This is a messenger RNA of Xyrauchen texanus (razorback sucker), 2856 nucleotides long. Its product is annotated as equilibrative nucleoside transporter 3-like. Bases 1200 to 2630 code for a protein of 476 amino acids. Gene Ontology annotation, biological process: nucleoside transmembrane transport. Gene Ontology annotation, cellular component: Golgi apparatus; plasma membrane. Lineage: Eukaryota; Metazoa; Chordata; Actinopteri; Cypriniformes; Catostomidae. The transcript has 7 exons. Gene Ontology annotation, molecular function: nucleoside transmembrane transporter activity. The record is from RefSeq and is a predicted model, not a curated record.
GGAGUUAAGUGUCUUGAUCAAGGACACAGUGGUGGUGGCUGUGAGGAUUGAACCAGCAACCUUCUGAUUAACAGUUAUAUGUGCUUUAUUCCAUUACGCCACCACCACCAAAUUGAGCUGAUUUAGCUAAAAAAAAUAUGGCCCACCUAUUGAGACUUUAUCUUAAACUUUUUAAAUCCCCUGUUAACAACAAUUACUUUCAAGCUCAGAGAAAUUGCACAUAAUUUCCUCUGUUUUGAAAACAGACAUUUUAAAUCGCAGUGGGGCUUUUAAUUUGAAAUCGAGUGAGAGACGUUCACUUAAUACUGCCAUUGUCUAUUAGUUCACUACAAACUUUUGUUUAUGUUCUGGGAGCAAAUUGCUGUUAUUAGAUUUACGGAGAGACCGUGUGAUGUUAUUGUCUUUCUGUGCCGAGCUGAAAUAAGAAAGAUGACUCCUGCUUUUGUAAAGCUAUUGAGUGAGUAUCGACAAGACGAUUCAAAUAAAAAAAGCGCUGAAAAUGUUGUCAGCUGGGUACAGUUGAGUUGAUUCAUGUAGACUAUGUAAAGGAAUGUGAUACAGUUUCCAAGACCAAAUGAUCGAUGAGUUAUGCUAUACAGGCUGUAUAGGCCUACUUAUAUGGCUUAUAUGAUAUUGGUCAACUAAUUUAAAUUGUUUAGUUUUUAAAGGCUGAUGCUGAUAUCAAUAUCUAAAUACAAUAUAAUAUAUUUGAAUUUAAAACACAAUUUAAUAAUAGUAAAUUAAAUCUACACAACACUAUUGUGUAGUAUAAGAUACUUAUACUGGGGAUGUUGAUAACAGGAUACUAAAUAGGAUGUUAUUUUCCUAGGUGUAUAUCGUAGUGUUUGUUCUCUGUCUCUGGUGUCAUGUGAGUGUGUCCUAUAAAUCACUUAGUAUUGCACAGAAGCAUGUGAGCGAUGCGUUUAAAUCAUUCCUUGUGUGAUGCAUGUGUUACGGUCGGGACUGAGACGAUACAAAUGAGAGAGAGGGAUUGUGCUUCAUAACAGACGUGUGUGCUCUGGUCUAAAUGGUGUGAAAAUUGGCUUACCCAUCUCUUAUUCAGGAUGAGGAUGAGAUUUUAGGAGCUUCUCACAGCAGACGAGGGUCUAAAGUUCUGGCUUCUUUUAUCCCUCUUUGUCACCCCUCACAUUUACCCUCCUUAAACUCCCUUUUCCCCCCUCCAUGCCGUCUCUUUGAGAAUGGAUGGUAAACCAUCGGGACAGGCCAGCGUGAACUCUUCCUACAUACCCACCAUCAUCUCCUCCAUGUCUGAUGAAGAGUUUCCUGAGGGUGAGGAGACGGGGGGCGACACCUCCCCGCUGAUCACCCAGCAGCAGCAGCCCACAGGGCCCCUGGGGGCCCGACACUGCCCGGAGGACUCCUAUAAUCUGGUGUAUAUCAUCUUCUUCCUGAUGGGCAUCGGCUCUCUGCUGCCCUGGAAUUUCUUCAUCACAGCCAAACACUACUGGCUGUACAAGCUGAGUAACAACUCCAGCCCUGCAGGCCACGAGGAACAACACAAUGACCUCAGCGACUACUUUGAGAGUUACCUUGCAAUUGCUUCCACUAUUCCCUCAGUGGUGUGUCUCAUCAUCAACUACCUUCUGGUCAACAGGUUGUCCUCUCAGGUGCGGAUCCUCUUCUCUCUGUUUGUGAUCUUGCUUGUGUUUGUGGUGACCACAGUGAUGGUGAAAGUGGACGUGUCUGGCUCUAGGAUCCAGUUCUUUGAGGGAACACUGGCUAGUGUGGCACUGGUCAGUGGAGCAUCCAACAUCUUCUCGGGCAGUGUGUUUGGCAUCAGUGGCCACUUUCCCAUGAGGAUAUCUCAAGCACUCAUAUCAGGUCAGGCCAUGGGCGGGAUGUUGAGCGCAGUGGCCUCAAUAGUGGAUCUGGCUGUCGCAGGUGACGUGUCCAACAGUGCGCUGUUUUACUUCCUCACCGCUGACGUCUUCACUCUGCUCUGUAUCUUCAUGUACCUGCUGCUACCCAGACUGGCUUACUCGCGAUACUACAUGGAAGUGUAUUCUAUAUCCCGUAGUGAGUCUAACACCCACAACAGCAACUCAGGCCAAACAAAUGUAUCUGUGCCGCCCCUCAUACCAAUCCUGAAGAAGACCUAUGUGCUGGGCCUCUGUGUCUUCUACGUUUUCUUCAUCUCCAUCAUGAUAUUCCCCGCCGUCUCCUCAGGGAUCCAAUCAGUGAAUAAUGACUCUGGAAACCCCUUGACUUCUACGUACUUUGUGCCCCUCACUAGUUUUUUACUGUAUAAUGUCGCAGACUUCUGCGGCCGUCAGGUCACCGCCUGGCUCCAGGUACCGGGACCCACCAGUCGCAAACUGCCACUGCUGGUCCUCUUCAGAACCGUCUUGGUUCCGCUGUUCAUGUUCUGCAACUAUCAACCACGGUACCACCUGCACAACGUGUUCUUUGCACAUGACCUCUUCCCCGUGGUGUUCGUCUGCCUGCUGGGGAUUUCCAACGGGUACCUGGGCACGCUGCCUAUGAUCUACGGGCCUAAAGUCGUGCCACGGGAGUUGGCUGAGCCUGCUGGUGUCAUCAUGUCCUUCUUCCUCACACUUGGGCUAGCUGUCGGAUCGGCCUUCUCUGUGGCACUGGUUCACUGGAUCUGAGUGCCAAUGACUGGCUGCCAAUUAGACUUUUAAAAAGUGCCACAGCAUGGACCAUUUACAAUCUGUACAUCAGCACCCAAGAACAAUCUGUUGCCAAUAACUUUAUUUUAUUCGACUUAAAAUCUUUAAUACAUUGAUAUAAGACUUUUUUUGUUGUUACUCAUUUUAUUGUUCCCAUGGAGUUCAAAUCGAAAUGUUUUUUUAGGCCGUAAUAAAAAUAUUUGAA